Messenger RNA from Frankliniella occidentalis (western flower thrips), 2483 nucleotides. Its product is annotated as 5-hydroxytryptamine receptor-like. The coding region runs from base 73 to 1215 and encodes 380 amino acids. Gene Ontology annotation, molecular function: G protein-coupled receptor activity. Gene Ontology annotation, biological process: adenylate cyclase-activating adrenergic receptor signaling pathway. Gene Ontology annotation, cellular component: membrane. Lineage: Eukaryota; Metazoa; Arthropoda; Insecta; Thysanoptera; Thripidae. The record is from RefSeq and is a predicted model, not a curated record. The transcript has 3 exons.
GUUAAAUCAUUCGUGUGUGAACGUGUUGUUCAGAUAUCGCAGGGCUGGAUCCUUGGCCCUGAGCUGUGUGACAUGUGGACGUCGAGUGACGUUCUGUGUUGCACCGCCUCCAUUCUGCACCUGGUCGCCAUCGCCAUGGACCGAUACUGGGCCGUGACCAACGUGGACUACAUCCACACGCGGAAUAAGCAGCGAAUCGUCACCAUGAUCGUGCUGGUGUGGGGCGUGGCGCUGAUCGUCUCCCUGGCGCCGCAGUUCGGCUGGAAGGACCCAGAGUACCUGCACCGCAUCAAUGUGCAGCAGCGCUGCCUGCCCUCGCAGGACGUCGGCUACCAGAUCUUCGCCACCUGCUCCACGUUCUACGUGCCGCUGCUCGUCAUCCUGGGCCUCUACUGGAAUAUCUUUCAAACGGCUCGACGCCGGAUCCACAGAAGGCACGCGCAGAGGAACGCCGUGGCGCAGGGGCUCUAUGUCCAUAUUGCAGCCACGGCUAUCCUGCCCACCACGGGUGUUGCUAACGUCGUCUGCAAGCGACGCUUUCUUCGCAUGCGGAGGUACUCUUCGGUAGAGACUGGGAACCACAGCAAGAACUCGUCGGUGCGGGGCUGCCAGCCCGAAGGCCAGUCCACCUCGACCGUGUUGGACGACACGGAGUCUUCCACAGCCAAGGUCACCACCCUCGUCAAGCAGGACUCCGAGGACGUGUACACUUCUUACGACCCCGUGCCAGGGACCCUCCCCGGCGACACGUGCCUGUCCGUCGUGGCCGCCGGGGCGGUGCUCACGUUGCCGUCCAGCGCCACGGAGCCACCCGUCUCGGAGUCCCGCAACGAAAUGACGGUAAAGAAGGCCGUCGAGAUGAUCAAGCAGAACCCGAUCGUGUCGCGCAAAGAAAAGCGCGAGACGCUCGAGGCCAAGCGGGAGCGCAAGGCGGCCAAGACGCUUGCCAUCAUCACGGGCGCGUUCGUCGUCUGCUGGCUGCCCUUCUUUAUCAUGGCACUGCUCAUGCCACUCUGCGCCUCAUGUGAGAUCAACCCCCACCUAGCCAGCUUCUUUCUCUGGCUGGGCUACUUCAACUCGACGCUCAACCCAGUCAUCUACACCGUGUUCAGCCCCGAGUUCCGGCAAGCCUUCAAGCGGAUCCUGUACGGCGGCCGGCACCCUCGCAACGGCCGCGGACGGACGAGAGACUUCAGGACCAGCAGUCGCCGGUAGGGGCGGUGCUGUCGCAGGUUCUGCUGCAGUUGCUAUGGCUGCCACCAGGGCCUGUGACGCGAACAAAUCGACACCCGCUGGGCGAGCUGGUGUAAAGCGGCUGUGAAUACUCUGGUUAGUUUUAUAGAGCUUGGGACGCGCACAAGACUUUAACAGCAGCGACCGUAGAGCGACCGGAACUUCUUUGGAUCAGCCCAUCCGGAUCAACGGUGGUUUUUUUUAAGAUGAGGGGUCCAAUUCUGGGUGCCUCAAGAAGCGACAUUCUUUGGGUUCUUGAAACGCUCACGUCACGCUGGGUGGGUGUGUCGCUGCAGACAACUGUUUCGUUGGUGAGGAUAUUAUGCUUAUACCUUCAACAUGUCAGUAUUUAGGAUUAAAAUCACGCGCCCAUGCUCUUCCGUGUGUAGCUUCAGAUGGCUCAAAACUGACGAGUUGUUAAGAAAGGUACUGGCUAUCAUUACUCCCCAGCUUGGUUUGAACACCCAAGUGGGAGAGAAUCAAAAUUUUAUGAUCCGAAACAUGUUAGUCGCACUACUUUGGUGUAACGCCAAAAGCUUAUUAAAUUAUAAGCCGAGAUCAAAUUAAAACGCCUAUAUUUGUGUCUCAGAAGCGACAAAUGUUAAGUAUAGUUUUACAGCUCAGCUAUGGUUACAGCCGAAAUUCAAAUUAAAUCAGGUGCUAUUUUGUGUAAAUAUAGUUAUAUUAGACGGUGCGCUUUCGACAAAGUGCAUCUAUUAAUAUGUGCGCUUCAAUCACCAUAGAUACAGUUACUAUUUUCGUUAUUUGUGCUCCUACUCGUCGGUACAAGCAUUGUGUCUUAUAUCCGCUCAUUUUGUUCACGCUCGAAAAAAAAAAUUAUUAAAACUCGUGCGCUCUCUGUGAUAUAUUUAAGUGUCGGUUAAGCAAUACUAUGUAGCCAGCGCAAAACUGUAGGGUACAACGUCAGUAAUUUUAUUGAUGUUUGAUUUCUCUCAAAAUUAAAGAACUGCAAGACGUUACAUUUUCACUCCCACCACUCCGUAACUCUUUAGUUAUUAUAUUAUUCAUUACAAUUCGGCCAUUUAUGCUAGAUCCACAACCCUUGUUAUCUUACAUAAGUAGAAAGAAGUGCUAAUCUCAUGUAGCGGCAUGAAACAGAUACACAUUUGCUUCGGUAAACAUUUUAUUAAGUACAUCAAAUGCCCUACCAAUAUGAAAACUGUAGAUAAUAUUUAAAAAAUAGCCAAAUCAAAUUGACAAUCGCUCGAUGCUCCAACCUCAUGCUCGUA